UUUUUUAAGUCAAGUCACCUUUAUUUACAUAAAGUUAUUUAAAGCUUUUUAAAUGCAGAUUGUGUCAAAGCAGCUUUACAGUGAUAACUGGUAAAUAAUUUUGGCUGCACAGCAGCUCUAGAAGAAAAUGGUGUCAUUGUCCAGCUUAAGUAAGUUCAGUAUUGAUUCAUUGCGUUGUAAACAUCAACAGUUAUUAAUUUAGGUAAUUUAUCUAUAUAUAAGCACUGGAGAAAACAUUGAUGUCAUCGUCCAGCUCAGUUCAGUUUGCAUACAAUGGUGUCAAUUCAGGCAGAUCAAAAACAUUGUUAAAUAUGAAGUGUCCUCAACUAAGCAAGCCAAAGGCGACAGCAGCAAGGAACCCAAACUCCAACAGGUGACAUCAGGUGACCAACAGGCAAGAAAAAUGGGAGAAACCAGGCUCAGUCGGGGGGCCAGUUCUCCUCUGGCCAACAACGAACAGUGCAUGAUUAUGAUUCAGGCAGCGUUACAGGUCAUAAGUCUGAUUGGGAUUGCAAGAGUCAAAAUAUUUAAUCCAGUUCCAUCUAGUUGAAGAUCUGAUUCAUCACGCCAAUAUUUGCUGUUGUGUCGAUGAGGCCUUCACAGGAAAUGGUCUAGUUGACCCAAUCUCUGUUGACACUUCAGGGAUGUGUUGUGGUCGUGUCUAGGCUCAGGUCAUCCAUCUGAUCUGGAUACGGCCCGGAUCUGACUUACUACGGUAGACCUCGGGAUAAACAGAGAGACUAUUAUUAGCGUAGAUGCCAUUCUUCUUCUUAUGUAACGAGUACAUCUGGUGUUAUAGGAAGUGUUCCUGGCUCCGGCUGACCUAAUUUAUGCAGCCUAACAAUCCUUUAAUAGAUGUGAAAACAUAAAUUGAUAAUGUGUUAUGUGUAUGCCAGGUUAAAGAGAUGCAUUUUUAGUUUAUAGGAGAAGGACCUACCGCCUGCAGUUGAUUUUGAUAUUCUAGGUAUUAACAACUGGCCAGAAUUCUGACAUCGCAAUAAUGUAACUGUAAUGCGUUAAGAGCUCGCUCAGAUACUGGGGAGCUAAACUAUUUAGUGCUUUGUAAGUAAUUAGCAAGAUUUUGAAAUCUAUAUGAUGUUUAACAGGAAGCCAAUGCAGUGUUGACAGAACCGGGCUAAUAUGGUCAUACUUCCUGGUUCUAGUAAGAACUCUAGCUGCUGCGUUUUGGACCAGCUGGAGUUUGUUUAUCAAGCGAGCAGGGCAACCACCCAGUAGAGCGUUACAUUAUCUAGGUCAUGAACGCAUGAACUAACUGUUUCACAUUUGUCAUUGAGAGCAUAUGUCGUAGUUUAGAUAUAUUUUUAAGAUGGAGGAUUGCGGUUUUACAAAUGCUAGAAAUGUGGCUUUCAAAUGAAAGAUUGGUAUCAAGGGUCCUAACUGACGACGAAGACUUACACCGUGUCCUAACCAGACGCGACGAGCAAUUUGACUGUCCACACUAGACGCAACGCGAAAAUGAGAAGCGAUAAAAUCAAUCAAAAACCACAGCCAAUCAGAAGAGAGUGUGGGUGGGCUCUCUCGGCAAGAGCACAGCAGACACAAUGAAAUGGGCAAGUACAUAGUAAAAUUCAUAAAUAUUACACAAUUUAAACAUUAAUUAAAGUACAUACUGAGUGACUGAACCAAUCUUUGUUAUAGAAUACACUUGUUUGUUCUUCUUGUGCCCAUUUAUUUAUUUUCAAGAUCUGAGGUGAAUUAGCCAGUGUUGUUUUCAUUACAGCUAAAAAGCUGGAACACAGAAUGAUAUUCAAACUCACAUUAGACGCUUUUAACAUUAAAUGAAGCACAUAAACAGUACCUGAUAUUAUCAUUGCCAUACUUUGUGUUGCUGUUUCAGCCGCGACGUCGCGAAGAAAUAGAAACCGUUUCUGAAAUAGAAUAUUCGCGUGUCGCCGUCGCGGCUGGUUAGGACAAAAACUCUGAUUAACAUGGAAAAGAACCUUUUAUCGCGUGUCGCGGCGCGGCGUCGCGUCGUAUCAUCAGCGUAACAGUGAAAAGAAUAGCACAGUCCGCACAACUGUAACGAUAAUGACACAGAGAAACAAUACCGUUCGAAUCACUUUCAGAACGAUUUUUUUCCAGCUGAUGAAGGACAAAAACAAUGAUAGCCAAUCAGAAUCCACCCUGCUUUAAAGCGCGCGAACAUUUAAAGCGGCAGACAACAAGCUGGUGUGGAUGCUAAUGUAGGCUAGUUAUCGUUCUUGGUGUAAACGUGGUUAAAGUGAAAAAAAAAUUGUAAGAGCAGACACUGAGAAAAAUAAACAAUGACUCCUAUGUACAGUAUCUUUCUUGAUUUUGUAAUUUUAAUGCCUGAAUCAUAUUCCUGUCAUGUUAGGAAGAGGGAUCAUGAGAGUGUUUGGCGAAACUCUGCUCAUCAUCGCCUGUCUUCAUCUCUACGGUCAAGGCAGUGGACAAUCUGGAACAUGUACACCGGAAAACUGUUUGAACUGUUUGAACAAUACCAUCUUAUAUAACUGCACCAAUGGUGAUCCAAAAAAUUGCAUGAUAGAAGAUUUUAAUGUGACCAUAGAACCCAGUAGCACCCUCCCAGUCGAUGAGGGUUCAGACGUGACCGUGACCUGCAUUCAUAAUCUUACCAACGGCGUCAUCAGCUGGCUGAAGAACGAUGAAUUACAGAAAGGAGAAAAUCAAAAAACAUUUGAGAUCAAGAUUAUUUUAAAGGACACAGACAUCAGCUGUAAUGUUGAAAGUCAUUGUGGGGUCUUCAACUCAACUAUAACCAUUACAGUAAAACUUGCAAAUAACAUGAUGAUUAUAAUGAUUUGUGUUGGGGGAGCGGCUGCUCUGCUUAUGCUGUUUGCCGUAGGCAUGAAGAUCAAGCUGAGGAGAGGACAAGCACAGAAUCAGGCCAGGAAGAGACAAAGACAGCAGAACAUGGAGAACAUCCACAGCACUGUGAACACCGUCACCAGCUACUACUGAGAUUGAGUUUUCCUACAACUGAUGAACCCUGAUUUCGAUCUCGAGUCUAGAGCCAUUUCAUUUCUACACUCAAAAAAUGAGUGUUUGGACUUUUAUGUUACUUCCUGUCUCAAUUGCCAUGUUUGUAGUUCUUUGUAGUUUUUCUUGUUGAUUCAUCUCAUUGUUCCCAAGUGUGUCUUGUUAGUCAAUUGUGUAUAUAUAUAUAUAUAUAUAUAUAUAGCCCUUGGCUGCGUCCAAAAUUGCAUUCUCUUUUGAGUAGGUAUUUAUUUUAUAUAAGUAAUUACUUUGUGACCACUAAAAAAAAGUGUGUUCUAUAUAAUAUGAAUGUGUGUAGUAUGAAUGUAAUCCGUACGUACUACAUCCCCCAUGUUGUCAUUAUCAUGUGACCUACCAGCGUCAGUUGCGUCACUUCACUGCCAUUCAUAAAUCCUCUCCCGUGGCUUCAUGGGAUAGUAAAGUGUCCAUCGUAUGCACACUUCAGAAUCUCGUCGGAAGUAGUAGAUCAUCCGGGACUUUUAUGAGUGCUGUGAAUUCGGAUAUAUACUUCUUUUGUGACAUACUGUUAUGUCACAUAUAGUAGUGACAUAUGCGAUUUUGGAUGCAGCCCUGGUGUUUCUCUUGUUCUUCGUCAGUCGAUGUGUGUUGCCAGUAUUUCCUGGUUCUCAGUGUUUUUGUUUGUGGUUUAUGAUGUUUGUUUGGUUAGUAAAAACCUCUGCUUCACUUAGAUCCGCUUCUGCCAUCUCUUCUUCUCCUGCUUCAUUACAUGUUUAGACUCAUAUAUUUUAACCAAUUGAAUAUUGCUUUUCCACAGCUAGCCAUAUUUAAACAAUAUUCAUACUUUUUAACUGAAUAAAUGUAACUGUUUACACAAUGAACAGAUAAAUGCUUAAAAUAAGUUAUUUGAA
Molecule: messenger RNA, 3869 nt
Organism: Ctenopharyngodon idella (grass carp)
Lineage: Eukaryota; Metazoa; Chordata; Actinopteri; Cypriniformes; Xenocyprididae
Exons: 6
Coding region: 2350-2964 (204 amino acids)
Source: RefSeq, a predicted model, not a curated record